UUAUCCCCCUCUCUCUCCCUCCAAUUUUAACCAGCCAUGAAAACCAUCCUCAUUCUCUCAUGGCCAUUCUCCUCUCCCUAUCUCCACACCCACCAAACCUUCCCCAUAAACCCAUCACUCUCCCCACUCCCAAACCCACCAUUCCCACCACAAACACCUCUUCUAAGAGACUCUUUCUCCUCAAAACAGCUUCACUUUGCAUCAUAUCCUUAACCCAAUCAUACCCAAUUGCCCAUUCUUCAGCUGAACCUUCACAGCCUCCGAAGCCGGCUCUUUCAGGUAUUGCAAACACCAAGUCUUGGUUCCAGUUCUAUGGUAGUGGUUUUGCCAUUCGGGUCCCUCCACAAUUUGAGGACAUCACGGAGCCUGAGGAUUACAAUGCUGGAUUGUCUCUAUACGGAGAUAAAGCAAAGCCAAAGACAUUUGCAGCAAGAUUUUCAUCUCCAGAUGGAUCUGAAGUUUUGAGUGUUGUCAUUCGCCCAUCCAAUCAACUGAAGAUCACCUUCUUAGAGGCCAAGGAUGUUACUGAUUUAGGUUCUUUGAAGGAGGCAGCAAAAAUUUUUGUUCCAGGUGGUUCAACUUUGUACUCUGCAAGAACUAUAAAAAUAAAGGAAGAGGAAGGUUUCAGGACUUAUUACUUCUAUGAAUUUGGUAGAGAUGAACAGCAUGUAGCAUUAAUGGCUGCUGUUAACAGUGGAAAGGCAAUUAUUGCUGGAGCAACUGCCCCACGUUCUAAAUGGGAGGAUGAUGGUGUGAUGCUUCGUUCUGCUGCUAUAUCACUAACAGUUCUGUAGUCAAACUGCCAAAAAUUCAAAUUGCAGUGUUCUCAUUGUUCAUCCUAUGCAACUACAAUUCAGAUGGGACACAAAAUUUUUCUUGGAUUUGAUGUGCCAUUCAUUGAAUCAAUUUCUCCUGCCUCUUUCAUUGUUCAGAUGAUUCUGGGACUGCUGAGCUAGUUAAUGGUUAAUUGUCUAGCAUUUUUUCUUCCUAGGACAACUUUUAUGCAACUUAAGCAUAUAGCAUAUAGAGUUUAUUGAAAAUGCUGAUUUGAGGGAACUUUUACCAUUUUUGAGAUUGUAUAAGGUAAUUUCUCUUCAAAGUUUAUCUGAAAUUUUGAUUGUAUAAUUCCUUCAA
Molecule: messenger RNA, 1134 nt
Organism: Quercus lobata
Lineage: Eukaryota; Viridiplantae; Streptophyta; Magnoliopsida; Fagales; Fagaceae
Product: tagatose-6-phosphate ketose/aldose isomerase, putative (Mog1/PsbP/DUF1795-like photosystem II reaction center PsbP family protein)
Exons: 8
Coding region: 60-794 (244 amino acids)
Cellular component (GO): chloroplast
Source: RefSeq, a predicted model, not a curated record